Messenger RNA from Thelazia callipaeda (thelaziosis nematode), 1548 nucleotides. The record is from the annotation of a GenBank genome assembly. NCBI's taxonomy places the organism in Eukaryota, Metazoa, Nematoda, Chromadorea, Rhabditida, Thelaziidae.
AUGUUACAAUUGUGGAUCACUUCAAAAAAUUACCAAAUACUGAUUCCACUACUCACUUUUUUUUUACAAAUGGUUUCCGGUAGCUAUCAUGAACGACGUCUUUACGAAGACCUUAUGAAAGACUACAAUAAUUUGGAACGUCCAGUACAGAAUCACUCACAACCUGUCGUGAUAUAUUUGAAAGUAUCAUUACAACAAAUUAUUGAUGUUGACGAAAAGAAUCAAAUCGUUUACGUAAAUGCCUGGCUCGAUUUUGCAUGGAACGAUUAUAAAUUGAAAUGGGACAAAGAUGAAUACGGGAAUAUAACAGAUGUCCGAUUUCCUGCUGGCAAAAUUUGGAAACCUGAUGUGUUACUGUACAAUAGCGUUGAUCCAAAUUUCGAUUCUACUUAUCCUACCAAUAUGGUCGUAUACAAUACAGGUGAUAUUUCAUGGAUUCCACCGGCAAUUUUUAAAAUUAGCUGUAAAAUUAAUAUCGAAUGGUUUCCAUUUGACGAACAGCGCUGCUUUUUUAAGUUCGGUUCCUGGACUUAUGAUGGAAAUAAAUUGGAUUUGCAGCCAGGAAAAGGUGGCUUUGACAUUUCUGAAUAUAUGCCAAGUGGUGAAUGGGCUCUACCAAUGACAACAGUGUCAAGAACAGUUAAAUUUUAUGAAUGUUGCCCCGAACCAUAUCCUGACCUCAAAUUUUAUUUACAUUUAAGGCGCCGCACUCUAUAUUAUGGUUAUGACUUUUAUUCUCCAUUAAAGAGUUGCUUUAAUUUAAUAAUGCCCUGUAUAUUAACGACAAUGAUGACGCUGCUUGGUUUUACGCUUCCACCUGACGCUGGCGAAAAAAUUACUUUGCAAAUAACAGUCUUACUAUCAAUAUGUUUUUUCCUCAGUGUUGUAUCUGAUAUGUCUCCACCAACUUCAGAAGCAGUGCCACUUUUAGGAAUAUUUUUUUCUUGUUGUAUGAUUGUUGUUACGGCAUCAACCGUAUUUACCGUAUAUGUAUUGAAUUUGCAUUAUCGAACACCAGAAACGCAUGAAAUGGGUGCCUUGACUAAAACACUACUGCUAUACUGGUUACCAUAUUUUCUCCGCAUUAACCGACCAGGUGUAUAUUUAUCUUGGGAGACCUUACCACCAUUAUUUCCAUGUACAAAACCAAAAAGGCAUAGCGAGUCAUUAAUACGAAACAUAAAGGAAGCAGAGUGCAGCUCAAGGUCGAAUUCUUUAGAUGUUGAGCGAAGGGUUUACCAAUAUAUGAGUGGUAUAUCCAAUGGUAAAAGCACUGCCUCAACAAUGAUAAACGGGCCUUCAUCUCUGCAAUUAAACUCAUCUAUUGAUAUCGGAGAACAAGCAACCUUGCUCAUUUUACAACGAAUCUAUCAAGAAUUGAAGAUAAUAACUAAACGUAUGAUAGAUGCUGAUCGAGACGAUACUCAAGCAAACAACUGGAAAUUUGCAGCAAUCGUUGUUGAUCGCUUAUGUCUGUAUAUUUUUACAGUAUUUAUCAUUGCUUCAUCCUGCGGAAUAUUGCUUUCUGCACCAUACAUCAUUGCUUAG